GUGGUUUUUGCCUUUAAAAAAGUUAUAAAAGAGUGUGAUUAUGACAAAGUCAGGGCAAAUGGCCUGUGGUACUGCAAGGAGAAUGAAUGGACAUGUAAAGAGCAUGUAUUUUCAACUGUACACACAAACAGCAACAUUACUCUCCCUUUUACUCAUGAUGGGUUUUGAUUCAACUAAAACGGUGGCAGCAAGCAGGACUCUGCAGUGUGGGAACUCUCUUCUGCAGACGCUGAAGCUCGCAAGACUUGCACAAAAGGAAUCUGUGGAUAUAAUGAAAACAUAUAGGGUCUCUCAGGGCGACGUGUCGGAGCUCAUUUGUAAAGUGACCCUGAGUGGGCUUCCAGACCCAAACAUCUCUGGUUUGGAGACCUCAGAGCAGAUCAGCAGCAUCCACACUGGCUUACAGGAGUUUGGUCCACAUUUCAAAAGAGUGUAUGACCAGCAGACAGACCUGCAGCUGCCAGACAGCCCACUGCUGCAGCAGCUGAGUACCAUCAGUAAACGCAGCCAGUACCUGGACGCUCAAAUCAACGCUGUUUAUCAGGAGCUGUUUCCAAACUCGCCUCCUCUCGUGGUAGACCCCAGUGGGGCGGCUACGUCACUACCUCCACCUCAGAAUAUCUUUCAACAGAAGGUCUAUGGCUGUGUGGUACUCAAAACAUACAAGGAGUUCCUGUCAAAUGUCAGCAAAUUUUUAAGGACACUGAAAAACCAAAUGUGUGGAAUGAAUACACGACGGAUCAACACAUUUUUCUAAGGCUGGCCUUAGAAUUGGAAUUGUGUUUUGUGAAGAAAAAAAAACAGUGGUUUGACAAUGACUUAAUACAUGACAGUGGAAGGUGGCUGGUACACCAGAGUUAGUAACAAAGACUAUUUAUGUUAUUUAAUAUUUAUUUUCACUAUUGUUGAGAAAUAAAUGUCAACAAUACAAAAAAUGAUAAUAUAUUUACAUUGUAUGUUGGAAUUGGUACUUUAUGUUUAUUGUUUGGUGUGAAAAGUGUCAUUAUUUAAGUAAAUCUUUUGCAAAUAAUA
Molecule: messenger RNA, 1032 nt
Organism: Boleophthalmus pectinirostris (great blue-spotted mudskipper)
Lineage: Eukaryota; Metazoa; Chordata; Actinopteri; Gobiiformes; Gobiidae
Gene: m17
Product: IL-6 subfamily cytokine M17
Exons: 3
Coding region: 41-757 (238 amino acids)
Biological process (GO): negative regulation of neuron apoptotic process; ciliary neurotrophic factor-mediated signaling pathway
Molecular function (GO): ciliary neurotrophic factor receptor binding
Source: RefSeq, a predicted model, not a curated record